UCCGGCCAAUGAGGAGGAGGAGGAGGAGCUUCUGCUGGUGCUGCUGCUUCUGCCUCGCGCGCCUUGGCCUCAAGCGCCCAUUCGCUGGGCUCCACUUCCCUUCCCUUCGGCGGGACGUCGCCGGCUGGUCCGCUUCCUUGGAGCAGGUUUCCUUAGUGCCAUGUUAAUGCUGCUUGCCUUUGGACUACUACUUCAGGAAAACGUGGCCAAGAUUAAAGAUGAAAACCUCACGGAUGGCAGCAGUAUUCCACAAGUGCAGUUCUAUAGCUAUGGGAACAUUAACUUGCCAGAAGAGCAUAUCCCCUACUUUUUCCAUAAUAACCAGCACCUUGCUGCAGCCUAUAAGCAGGAUCAUAAUUGCCCAUACAAAAAAUACCUGAAGAAAUCAAAAGCCUGUUGGGGUUAUGAAAAACCAUGCAAGCCAGAAAACAGGUUUGGAUAUCCAGUGUGCGAUUAUGCUGAGGCAGGAUGGGCAUCUACCAUCGAAGAAGCCCAGCGUGUGUUUUGGAAGCAGGCUGACUUUGGUUAUGUUAAAGAGAGGAUGGAUGAAGUCAAGACUUACUGCAAGCCUAAGGCAGUGGGAGAUUCUUCACUUCAGUGUUCCCGUUAUCUUCAGUAUUGCAGAGCCACUAAUCUAUAUAUUGAUUUAAGAAGCCCAAAGAGAACUCAUGAGAGAUUUAAUGAGGACUUCUUCAAGAAGGGUCAGAUUGGAGGUCAUUGUGAUAUGGACACUAAAAAUUUCCUUGCUGAAGGGCAAAGGAAAAGCCCUCUGCAGUCUUGGUUUGCUGAGCUGCAGACUUAUUCGGAAUUGAACUCCAGACCUAUGGAGGAUGGCAGCUGUGAUGUCGUUGUUGACAAACUAACAUAUUUCAUGAAGUUUGAUGCAGGUGUCAAUAUGUACCACCAUUUUUGUGACUUUGUUAACCUGUACAUUACUCAGCAUAUAAUCAACUCAUUUAGCACAGAUGUCAACAUUGUCAUGUGGGAUACAAGUGCCUAUGGAUAUGGAGACUUGUUCAGUGAAACAUGGAAGGCAUUUACGGACUAUGAAAUAGUGCACUUGAAAUCAUAUGAUUCAAAAAGAGUAUGCUUCAAAGAAGCAGUUUUUACAUUAUUGCCUCGAAUGAGGUACGGCUUAUUUUAUAACACACCAUUGAUCUCUGGCUGUCAUGGUACCGGAUUAUUUAGAGCCUUUUCCCAGCAUGUGUUACACAGAUUAAAUGUCACACAAGAAGGACCCAAGGAUGGGAAAAUCAGGGUUACUAUACUUGCCCGAAGUACAGAAUAUCGGAAGAUAUUGAACCAAAACGAGCUUGCCAACGCCUUGAAAACACUGUCAUUGUUUGAGGUCCAAAUAGUGAAUUAUAAAUACAAAGAGCUUGACUUUGUGGAGCAACUGAAGAUUACACACAAUUCGGAUAUAUUCAUAGGAAUGCAUGGAGCUGGUCUCACCCAUCUCCUCUUUCUGCCAGACUGGGCUGUCAUCUUCGAACUGUACAACUGUGAGGAUGAACGCUGCUAUUUGGAUCUAGCAAGGCUGCGAGGCGUCCAUUACAUCACCUGGGAAAAGAAGGACAAAGUCUUCCCCCAGGACGAGGGCCAUCAUCCAACACUAGGAAAGCACCCAAAGUUUACAAAUUACUCCUUCGGCGUGGAAGAAUUUGUCCACCUCGUACUUUUGGCAGCCGACCAUGUUUCAAAACACUCCAAGUGGCCUUUUAGAAGAAAACAUGAUGAAUUCUAAGUCACCUGCAUGGCUUUAUACAGUGUUUUAAACGUCACCUAUUUUGACAUACAAUCAUUAAUGGUUAACGUUUUUUUUCCCUGAAGGGAGAAGGGUAAAAGGUUAAAAGAAAUGGGAGUUACAUGUUAUAUCUCGCUCCAAGCCUUUUGUUUUUUGCAUUUCACUUUUCUAAGUGUCAAUUUCCCUUUGUACGUUUACUUGAGGAAUUUGCAUUAUGCAAGAUUUAUUUAUUAAGGUUACUAUUGUUUGCACUCUUUUCCCUCCUAUUUAUUCAUUGCAAGAAAAGGUAGUUUGAAGCUACAGAGUUAAAAGAUAAGCACAUCACAUUGAAUCCAUCCCUCAUCUACUUCCUGUCAAAAAUGUACAAGAGUUUCACAACUCUCAUUUUAUUUCAUUACAUGCAAGUUAUUGGACAACACUGCAGAAGAUGAUAGGAAAAGGAAUUUGUAAAUGUUUUCAAGAAUAUUGUAAAAUCAUUUAGGAAAUAAACCAAAGAAUGCAGUUAGACUUCAGUUUCUAGUAUUUCCAGCCAGGAAUACCAAUGGUGAAAAUUUAUGGGAGCUGAAGUUCAACUUGCACCCAAACUGACCAUAAAAUAAAGCAGAGAACCUAGAAAUUCCUCUCUAGACCCUCCAUCAUGAUCCCAUUGUGAGCUUCUUCCAGAAGUUGACCACAGAGGAUUUAGAGCAAUGUAUCUCAACCUUUUUCUGACCAGGGAUCACUUGAUCAGGGAUCACUUUGACCAUGGACCACUCUCCAACAUUAGUACCAAAAGUGUUAAAAUCAGUUUUUUGUUAACUUUAGAUUCAGUUUGGUUGUUUGGGCUGCUGAUUCCGAAAAUCAGCUCUAGUUUCUGAUACAGAACACAUGCCAUCCAAUACUCACCACCUGCGUGCUCACAGAAAACCAUAUUUGAUAGUCUAGAGCUGAUGUAGUAGUAGUAAUUUUGUGUGGGUAGUUAGCCUCUCCCCUCCCGACAUCCCCAUUUGCUCGGCACUAUAAGAGGGUUUCAUGAGACCAGUCGUUCUCAUUGCUGCGUGGUUUUGAGGCAACGGUGUAGUAGUGGUGAGGCUGUGGACCAUAUUUUUGUUCUUGCAAACCACUGGUAGUCCAUGGACCACAGAUUGGAAAGCAUUGAUAUAGAGUUUAAAGAGACAACACUUUUACCAAAUCCUUGAAUAAUCACAGAAUAAUAGAUUUGGAAAAAAUUACAAGGGCCAUCCAGUCAAACUGUUUACCAUACCAUGAUCAAAGCACUCCUGAUGGAUGGCCAGUCAAGCCAGCAAAUGCAGAGGGCUGAUUAUGUAUCCAACAUUAGAACUACUUUACAUAUGCAUGUAUAAGUGUAAAAAUUGUAGUUUUAAAAUCAACUCCAAAGAACUGGGUCAAUUUAUUUAUAGCUCAAUGAAAGGACUGUACCUUAAUUCACACACACACACACACACACAUCAAUCUCUCCUAAAGACAGGAAAAAGCAAAAGCUUAAUCUGCCUGUGUAGAACCUAGAAGAAGCACUGACUCUUUUUACUCUUGCUGCUGUGUGGCUGCUUCUGGUCUUUUCAAAUGCAUGGAAGAGAAAAUGGUGGUGGCGCAGCCGGUGUGUGUGUGUGUGUGUGUGUGGGGGGGUGUAUCUUGCUUCCUGAAGGGGUGCUGGCACCUACCUCUGCCACAGAAUGACCCUUGACUUACCCAUGGGUCAUAUUAAAAUCCCUGGUUUUUGGCCCAAAAUCUGCCCUUGAUUUAUACUUGAGGUCAACUUAUACAAGAGUAUAUACCAGUCCUAAGUUUGGCUAUUCCUGGUAUAUACGGUAUCUAGAGUAUUCCCAUUAAAAUAGAAGGGCAGGUUAGUCACAAUUCAUAAGCACUGUUCAUUUCAACAACACUUUAAAAUGCUUAACUUGAAAAAAUAAGGGUAAACCUGUAAUUUUUUUUCUGAAGAAGAAAACAAUCUCCAGAACAGAGAACAACUUUGAGAGUAAUUUGAAGUUGGGCAUAGCAGGAUUUUUAUAUGCAGGCCAUUAGUCAAAGCAAGAGUAUUUUCUGGAAUGGGGUUGAAUAGCUUUUAUUUUUUUGCUUUAAAAUAAAAUUGCUCAGUUGAGACAUGUCUUUUUUUAAAGUACAUUUAUCAUAAUGUGUACUCUGGACUUGGAAUAGCUCUCAGGUUUUUCAAGCAACUCUGAUUUACCAUACCUUCCAACUUUUUGUUUCUAUUGCUGUAGCCAUCUAUUUCAUAUUUGCAGUGAUUAUGUACUCAUUUAAUUAUUCAACAUGUCUGUGAUGUACUUGUGUGGCCCGAGGACAGAUCAUGUAGCAAAUGCUAUAAUUGCUUUCUUCUCACCAGUAAACUCCAAAUUCUAGAACUUU
Molecule: messenger RNA, 4108 nt
Organism: Anolis sagrei ordinatus
Lineage: Eukaryota; Metazoa; Chordata; Lepidosauria; Squamata; Anolidae
Gene: EOGT
Product: EGF domain specific O-linked N-acetylglucosamine transferase
Cellular component (GO): endoplasmic reticulum lumen
Molecular function (GO): protein O-acetylglucosaminyltransferase activity
Source: RefSeq, a predicted model, not a curated record